AUGCUAGAUUGCAAACUGAAUUACGGAGAGCAUAUAAUAAGGGCGGCUGACAAAGCUGCAAAAGUUGUAACCACGAUGGGCACAUUUAUGGCCAUUGUCAACGGCCCCCGGCCGUGCAUUAGGCGAAUACUAAUGUGUGCCUUCGAAGCAGUGAUACUGUACGGCGCAGGAGUAUGUGCGGAGGCGUUGCGAAAAGAGAAUUAUAGCAAGCGCAUAGCCGCGGUACAGAGGAGGGGCUCUCUCCGAAUCGCUUGCUUCUACCGCACGGUCACAAAGCCCGCGGUGCUAGUGGUCGCGGGAAUAAUCCCGAUCGAUAUACUAGCCCAGGAGAGACAAUUCGUCCACCAGCAAAGGUACGCUUUUGGUAAGGAGGAGAUAUCAUGGCUCGCCAGGUCUACCAGCAUCGAGACCUGGCAGAGCAGAUGUGACCGGGAGCCUAGGGACAGAUGGACGGCCCGACUCGUCAAUCGGCUGGACACCUGGCUAAACAAGGAGGCGGGGGUGGUCGACUUCUUCCUCACCCAAUUUCUGACAGGGCAUGGUCUGUUCUACUCCUACCUCGCAAAAAUGAGGAAGGUUGCAGACAGAAAAUGUCCCAAUAGCGACUCAAUCGUCGACGACGCCCAUCGCACGUUUUCAUAUGUGCACGGUGGAGCACCGAACGAUUUGCCUUGGAGCAGGAGCUCGGAGUCAUCUCGCCGGAAAACAUUGUCGAGAAAGUGCUGCGAGGGCAGAACUAGUGGAACAGGGAUGACUGCUACGUGA
Molecule: messenger RNA, 765 nt
Organism: Vespa crabro (European hornet)
Lineage: Eukaryota; Metazoa; Arthropoda; Insecta; Hymenoptera; Vespidae
Exons: 1
Coding region: 1-765 (254 amino acids)
Source: RefSeq, a predicted model, not a curated record